AUGUCUUCGAUGGAAGAGCGGAUGGAAUUAGGCGUCGCGGCCGCGCCAGGCUCCUCAUCUUCGGGUCUGGGUGUCGGUCCUGUGGGGGGCGCCCUGGACGCUGGCCCGGGGAGCGCAGGACUGGCAGGUAUCCAGGAGGAGUCCGGUGUGCGGAGAGACGGUGCUGGUUCCGAGCCCGACCCGGACGCGCCGCCCAAGAAGCGCGUGAGGCAGCAAGAAGGAGAAGCGGGGAAGCUCGAGGAGCGCCUGUACUCUGUGCUGUGCUGCACGGUGUGUCUGGACCUGCCUAAAGCCUCGGUGUACCAGUGUACAAAUGGGCACCUGAUGUGCGCAGGCUGCUUCAUCCACCUGCUUGCUGAUGCGCGUCUAAAAGAGGAGCAGGCCACGUGUCCCAACUGCCGCUGUGAGAUCAGUAAGAGUCUGUGUUGCAGGAACCUAGCGGUGGAGAAAGCCGUGAGUGAACUGCCUUCUGAGUGCAGCUACUGCCUCAAACAGUUCCCUCGCUCCAGCCUCGAGCGCCAUCAAACAGAGGAGUGCCAGGACAGAGUGACGCAGUGCAAGUACAAGCGGAUUGGCUGCCCGUGGAAGGGGCCAUUCCAUGAGCUCAGCGCUCAUGAGGCAGAGUGUUCCCACCCAUCCAAAACUGGCAUGGAGCUGAUGGGCAUCCUGGACGAGAUGGACCAGAGCCAUCGCAGAGAGCUACAGCUCUACAACAGCAUCUUCAGCCUGCUGUGCUUUGAGAAGAUCGGUUUUACAGAGGUGCAGUUCCGGCCGUACCGCACUGACGACUUCAUCACGCGACUUUACUAUGAGACACCGCGCUUCACAGUGUUAAACCAGACCUGGGUGCUGAAGGCACGGGUCAACGACUCAGAGCGCAACCCCAACCUGUCCUGCAAACGCACGCUGUCCUUCCAGCUCAUCCUGAAGAGCAAAGUGAACUCUGCACUGGAGUGCUCAUUCCUGCUUCUGAAGGGCCCGUACGAUGAUGUGAAAAUCAAACCUGUUAUCCAGCACCAUGUCUUCUCCAACGACGCAAAUGAAACCGAGUACGCCCUGCUGCCCAUCAGCGAUAGCGUGGAGUGCAACAAGCUGCUGGCUGCCAAAAACAUCAACCUCCGCCUCUUCAUCUUUCAGAUCCAGAAAUAGAGGCACGAGACGACAGAGAUGGAAGAAACGGAUCAGAAGACAGUAGGAGGAAGAGGGGAUGGUGUGAACAAAGAAGAAGCAAACAGGGGAGACGAGCACCACUGAACCACAGAUACCUCUACCGGAGCAAAAGAAGGAUGAAUACGACCCAUCAGUACUGCAGUAGAUUGUUUGUUUGUGUGUGAGUGUGUGUGUGUGUGUGUGUGUGUGUGUGUGUGUGUGUGUGUUGUUGCUGGUUAGCUUUCAGAUCCUCUACGGCCAAAACAAAGUCAACAGUCUCACCCAACACCCUGCUGAUGUCUCAUUGGCAGAGCGGGACGGGCCAGAAUGAAAAACACCAAGAGUCCGGGACUGUAUUUGUGUGUUUUUUGGGUCUGUUUGUCUGAAUGUCAAGUCAGUAAAGACCAACAAAGAUGAGUGAUGUAAGGAACAAGGCCGAGCGAGCGCUAGAGAUAGAGACCGGUGUAGUGCAACCAAUCAUUCAGGCAGCGUUCAACUCUGCGUUUGUGUGUUUUCACUCAGUUUUCAGACCUUACUCUCAAGGCUUUCCCACACACACUGUGGCACAGUGGCCACAACUGCU
Carassius carassius (crucian carp) is the source of this 1732-nucleotide messenger RNA. RefSeq names its product zinc finger TRAF-type containing 1 (gene zftraf1). Gene Ontology annotation, molecular function: zinc ion binding. The record is from RefSeq and is a predicted model, not a curated record. The coding region runs from base 1 to 1149 and encodes 382 amino acids. The transcript has 4 exons. NCBI's taxonomy places the organism in Eukaryota, Metazoa, Chordata, Actinopteri, Cypriniformes, Cyprinidae. Gene Ontology annotation, cellular component: nucleus.